Messenger RNA from Symbiodinium pilosum, 518 nucleotides. The record is from the annotation of a GenBank genome assembly. Lineage: Eukaryota; Dinophyceae; Suessiales; Symbiodiniaceae.
GCUCCGAGAAGUUGUCCGUUCUGCAGGAGCAGUGGCUGCAGUGCGAUGGCAACUGGAAGAAAUCCAGCUUCUAUCUGGAGAUCAAGAAGUCCAAGGCUGAGCGGAAGAGAGGCUGCCGAAUGUGGAUGACGCGAGCGCAGCUCAUCGCGAAGUACGGUAGCGCAGCCCUAGCGGACGAGAUCAUCUCCAACAAGGAGGCUGACCCAAGCGGCACACAGACAAAGGAUCACCCAGAGGCUCCGGGCAACAAGGAGCUGCGCUUGUACCUGGUGUGGGACAGUGAAGCUGAGAUUACUGAAGAGGAUGAGGUGUUGACUAGCCUCAUGUCCUGCGCCGAUGAAGACUCUGAUGAUGAGUCCUCCCGUCCAAGGGCUGCCAAGCGCCGGUGCCACAAGCCUGCGGAUGACAACAAGAAAAAGAAGAAAAAGAGCAAAAGGACGAGCAGCAGUCAGGAUGAUGACACGGAAGAUGGGAGCGCUAGCGAGGAGGAACCGCUUUCUUGCAACACGUGUCACAAA